CUAAAACCGUGCCCUAACUCGUCCUACUGGUUUCCCAAUCCUCGGAUCCUAAACCCUUGAACUACAUCAACUCGGUUCUCUCUCAACCUCAGCCGUCGCUCAAAACCAGUCUCAAGUUGUUAGGAUCAUGGGAUCUCAAUUUGCGCCUGUGCCAAUAAAAUCAAGGAAACAGGACCCGGCAUGGAAACAUUGUCACAUGCUUAAGGAUGGGGAAAAGGUGCAACUCAAAUGUGUAUAUUGUAGCAAAGUGUUCAGAGGUGGUGGGAUUCAUAGGAUUAAGGAGCAUUUAGCUACUCUAAAAUCUGGCAAUGCAUCACCUUGUUCGAGUGUGCCACCUGAUGUUUGUGAUCAAAUGCAGAAGAGUUUGGAUGGGAUUACACCAAAGAGGAGGAAGACACAGAAGGUUGGGGAGGAAAUAAUGAGGAUUUCUGGUGGGGCAGAGACACAGAAGAUUGGGGAGGAGAUAAUGAGGAUUGCCGGUGAGGCAGAGACAUUGGCUAUUGAGGGUGAUGCCAAUACUGGACUGCAUAUGUUUGGAGCAAUGGAUCCCCUUGAACCCUGUUCAGCUUCAGGUUUGCUGGUUAAUCGGGAAGUGAGUAGUAGUGCUGCAAGGGAUAAGAGGAAGAGGGGGAGGAAAAGUUCUGCUAACACCAAUGCUCUUGCUUUUAACACUAGUGGGUUGGGUGCAGAUGCUGAUGCUGCUGCUACUCUUAACACUACUGGGUUGGAUGAAGAUGUUGUUGCACCUAACACUACUGGAUUAGGUGCAAAGCGAGUGAACAAUCAUUUGAAUAUGGCAAUAGGGAGGUUUUUGUUUGAUGUUGGAGCACCUCUGGAUGCUGUUAACUCUGUUUAUUUCCAGCCAAUGUUUGAUGCUAUUGUCUCAGUGGGAUCAGAAUCUCUAUUGCCUUCUCAAAAUGAUAUUCGUGGCUGGGUGUUGAAGAAUUCAGUUGAAGAAGUAAAAGCUGAUGUUAAUAAAAUAGCAGCAGCAUGGGGAAAGACUGGUUGUUCUGUUUUGGUUGACCAACAAAAGACAGAAACCAAAGUCCAGCUUAACUUUUUGGUUAAUUGUCCUGAAGGAAUGGUGUUUUUGAAAUCUGUGGAUGCAUCUGGUUUUUCAAGUUCCUCAGAUGCUUUGUAUGAACUGCUUAAGCAAUUGGUGGAAGAAGUUGGGCUUAAUAACAUCAUGCAAGUAAUAACUAAUAACGAUGAGCUAUGCAUUGCUGCCGCAAGAAGAUUAGCUGAUACAUUCCCUAGUCUGUAUUGGACUCCUUGUGCAGUUUGUUGUCUGGAUAUGAUACUCCGGGAUUUUUCAAAAAUUGGUUCAAUAAAUGCAAUAAUUGAGCAGGCAAGAUCUAUUACAAGAUUUAUGUACAACCAUAGUGAGGUCUUGAAUAUGGUGAGAAGGUAUACUUUUGGCAUUGAUGUUAUAGAGCCAGCGGUUACUCACUCAGCCACAAACUUCACAACAUUAAAAAGGAUAGUUGAUCUCAAACAGAAUUUGCAGUCAGUGGUUACUUCACAGGAGUGGGUGGACAGCCCAUACUCAAAGAAACCUGGCGGCCUGGAAAUGUUAGAUAUAGUGAGUAAUCAGUCAUUUUGGUCCACCUGUGAUCGGAUUACCCAGUUAACAAAUCCUCUCCUACGAGUUCUUAGAAUAGUUGGUAGUAAGAAGCGGCCAGCGAUGGGAUAUGUCUAUGCUGGAAUGUAUCGAGCAAAAGAAACAAUUAAGAAAGAAUUAGUUAAGAGGGAAGAGUAUAUGAUCUACUGGGAUAUCAUUGACCACUAUUGGCGACAGCAAUGGCAGCAUCCUCUGCAUGCUGCUGGCUUCUACCUCAAUCCAAAGUUCUUUUACAGCUUUGAAGGAGACAUGCCUAAAGAGAUUCACUCUGGGAUGCUUGAUUGCAUAGAGAGAUUGGUUCCUGAUAUUAGAAUGCAAGAUAAGAUUGUCAAGGAGCUACACUCAUAUAAGAAUGCUGUUGGAGAUUUUGGGAGAAAUAUGGCAAUUAGAGCCAGAGAGACCUUGCUUCCAGCUGAAUGGUGGUCAACAUAUGGAGGAAGUUGUCCAAAUUUAGCUCGUUUGGCCAUCCGUAUUCUUAGUCAAACUUGCAGUUCACGAGGGUUUAAUCGGAAUCAUAUUUGUUUUGAGCAAUUACAUGACGUCAGGAAUUGCCUAGAGCAUCAACGGCUCCGGGACCUCAUCUUUGUGCAGUACAACUUACGGCUAAAACAAAUCAGUAGAGGCUCUGAAGACAAAGAACAGAACUAUGUGGAUCCAAUAUCAGUUGAUACUGUCUCUGUUGUAGAAGAUUGGGUAAGGGAGGACAUAUGCUUCGAGGACUAUAGUAAUUCAGAUUGGAUGGCACUUGAUCAGCUGUCACUGAACACAAUGUUUUUAGGACUUCCAGUUGAUGAAGUUGAUGAGCUAGGUGCAGGUUUUGGAGAUGAAGAAAUUUUUGAUAGAUUGGAUGAGUAAAGUGUUGAAGACCAUAUUGUAUGUCAUUAUAUUGAGAAUUGAAGGGAGGCCAGUGGACUUUUCAAGGUGGUAGCUGCAGGGAAUGUUCUUUCUGGACUUGCAGUGCCAUCAACUCGAGCACUGAACUUGCCUGGCGAUGACAUUAUUUUGCAAUUGCUUAUAAUUGGUCUAAAUUUCUUUCAAAAACUUAGAAGAUUUCUACAAAUGAACUCCCAACAUCACCAGUGCUGAAAGCACAACAUUGGUGAUUCCGUGAGAGCAAUGUAAUAUCAGAAAGCUUAGGAAUCAGAAUAGAAAGGUGUAGUCAAGUUAAAUGAGCAAAAGAAAGAUACAGUACUUGGAUGUAAUUUUAGUAUGU
Rubroshorea leprosula is the source of this 2834-nucleotide messenger RNA. The record is from the annotation of a GenBank genome assembly. Lineage: Eukaryota; Viridiplantae; Streptophyta; Magnoliopsida; Malvales; Dipterocarpaceae.